UAUAGUUGAUGUAGGUCGUAAAAUUGAAGAAUUGCUAAAGACGAAUGUCCCUAUAGUUAUGAAUGACCGAGAUACGCGAAAACACAAUGAAAAUAAAAAUUUUAACUUUUGUAAACGCAGUUUCGACACAAACGAGAAAGUCCGCGACCAUUGUCACCUUACUGGUAGAUUUAGACAAUCUUUAUGCUCUCGAUGUAAUUUAAAAUUAAAACAACCGAAAUUUGUCCCCUGUUUUUUCCACAAUUUAUCUAAUUAUGACGCCCACUUUAUUGUAACUAAAUUAGGCUAUGACGCUAAUAGUAUAAAAGUUAUUGCUAAUAGCGAAGAAAAAUUUAUUUCAUUUUCAAAAUAUAUCAGUAGGACGUUUACUAUACGAUUCGUAGACACGUGCAGGUUUAUGGCAUCAAAGUUGGAUACUCUAUCCAAAAACCUUUUAACUCGAGAUUUUUCGAAAUUCCGCGAGACAGCAAAAUUUUUUGAUGCCCGGGAUAUGCCACUAGUCACCCGUAAGGGUGUAUAUCCAUACGAGUAUACGGAUGGCUGGGAUAAGUUGGACGAGCCGAGUCUACCACCAAAAGAAGAAUUUUAUAGCACGCUCAAGGAGGAGGGUAUUAAGGAUGUACACUACGAACAUGCUAUGGAGGUAUGGAGGCACUUUGAAUGCAGAACGCUGGGCGAAUACAGCGAUUUGUAUCUCAAAAUUGACGUUUUGUUGCUCGCGGAUGUUUUUGAAAAUUUCCGCGAUCUAUGCAUGAAAACGUACAAUUUAGAUCCGGCAUUUUAUUAUACGGCUCCAGGAUUCAGCUUCGAGUCGAUGUUGAAAUAUACAUCGGUGAAAUUGGAACUGUUGACCGAUUAUGACAUGCUACUAUGUAUAGAAAAAGGUAUACGCGGUGGAUUGGUGCAGGCUAGCAUGCGGUAUGCUAAGGCUAAUAACCAUAAGGUGCCUGAUUAUAACGAAACUAAACCGAAAUCAUGGCUUAUCUAUCAAGACUGUAAUAACCUUUAUGGCUGGGCUAUGGCAGAAUGUAUGCCCUCUGGAGGUUUUAAGUGGGUUGAAGCCAAGCUCGAUGGUCUUAACGACUUGGACGACAACUCGCCGAUCGGACGGAUGUAUGAGGUUGAUGGAACGUAUCCGGCAGAACUGCAUGACCAGCAUAAUGAUCUACCAUUUCUGCCUCAAAACGGAAUACCCGAUGGCUCGAAGGUAAAAAAACUGAUGGUGACCUUCGAGCAAAAAAAAAAUUAUGUCGUACAUUACCGUAAUCUCCAGCAAGCCAUUAAAAACGGGUUGAUAGUUGAAAAAGUGCAUAGGGUCCUACAAUUCAACCAAUCACCUUGGCUUGCCGAAUUUAUAAAUUUAAACAACGAAAUGAGAAAAAAAGCUUUGAACGAUUUUGAGAAAGACUUCUUCAAGCUUAUGAAUAAUAGUAUUUUUGGUAAGACUAUGGAACAAGUUAGACGAAAGAUACUAAUGGAGCUUGUUUCAAACGAAGAUAGAGUGCAGAAACUUAUCAACUUGACCACAUUUAAAUAUGCGACACCAUACAACGAAAACCUGAGUGCUGUAACAAUGGAGAAAAAAAUUAUAAAAUUCGACAAACCUAUUUAUAUUGGCUUAGCAGUGUUGGAUAUAUCAAAGACAAAAAUGUACGACUAUCACUACAACGUGAUGAAGAGGCAUUAUGGUGAUCAAAUCGAGCUGAUGUACACUGACACCGAUUCACUGGUAUAUUAUAUCCACACUGAUGACUUUUACGAAGAUCUUGCAAGGAACGCCAAUCUACUCGACCGUAUGGAUACUUCUAAUUUACCACGAAACCAUCCGUGUUAUAUUGCCGAGAGGAAAAAGAUCCCGGGUCUAUUUUCAGAUGAGACUGACGGCCAUAUUAUGACGGAGUUUUGCGCGCUCCGUGCUAAAUCCUACGCUUAUAAAAUCCAAGGAUUGGAUGAUAUGAAUGUGAAGGAGCAGAUCCGUGCAAAAGGCGUGAGGGGUCAUGUGGUUAAGAACCAUAUGACAUUUGAGGGUCAUCGGGCAUAUUUGUUUGAAGGUAUGGAGCCGGGUGCUAAUAAUAGACAGCUGAAUAUGUGUAUACGUUCAUUCAAACAUCAAUUGACGACUGUCCAGACCGAUAAAAUAAUAUACAACAAUUAUGAUGAUAAGAGGGUGAUACUAGAAGAUAAAAUCCAUACCCUAGCUCACGGUCAUUUUAGAAUAGAGGACGCAGAGUUGGCUGAAACUAUGGUUGAAAACGAAUUUUAGGCCUUGUGUAAAAUUUUUAAAAUACUCUGUACAUAAAUAGUGUAAAAUGAA
Messenger RNA from Melanaphis sacchari, 2314 nucleotides. RefSeq lists its product as uncharacterized. Lineage: Eukaryota; Metazoa; Arthropoda; Insecta; Hemiptera; Aphididae. The record is from RefSeq and is a predicted model, not a curated record.